AUGUCGACGGAGUUCCAAGUUUUGGAUAAUCUCCCCUUCUUCUUCGGUCGUGUUAGAGUGCGCAGGGAGGAUAGCGCCGCUGCGCACAGCGCCCUGGUACACAUUCCUUACAUAGUCCAGAACCUGUAUGACGACGACGACUUGAGAAGAACCCGAGAUCCCAACCACAUCCAUGCAGAAAAAGUCCCGCCCACCGCGGAGAAAGCGCUCGAGAAAGAGGAAUGUCAAGCACCAACACUCCCUGAUCGCCGUCGCCUUCUUUCAAGGUUCCAAGAACCAAAAGAACGGAAUCGAUGGUGGCGAAAUGUUCACAUGCUCGAUAAAGUGGUCAUAAAAUCGCUGCGGCAAAUUCUGGAUAAGGAAGGAGCGGACGGGAAGAGUCCCCCUGGUCCCCAACGAGUCAUAAUAAAGUCUCCCGGUCACACAUCAGGACAUACCAGAAAAAAACCCAGCUCGGAAAAGAUCUGGAACACUUGGAAAGGAAGGAGAUGUGAUAAGAUGGAACUUGAGGAAGGGUCUGUCACGGGGAGCGUGUCCGAUGGAGGGGAAGAGCUUCUACAACCCGAUGUCUUCGUCUGCAGACCCAGGGAUUCUACAACGCCUACCAAUGACAUACCUACUUCCCUCUACUCAAUUGAAAAGCCCUCCUCGCAAAUGAUGAUAUCGAACACGUAUGGAACGUGCUGCGGGUGCGAGUGCUUGGCCUGCCAGAAUGUGUUGGUCUCCAAGACAUCGCAAAACUCACCACUCGGAAAAAUUAAAGAGAUUGGCUCGAAAGCAGGUUUGUUGGGCGGGUGGAUGGUCGCAAGGCAGCCUCCUGGUUUUAUUUCUAAAAUGUGUGAUGUUGUGAAGAGAGGUUUGAGUGAAAGCCUGAGGAGAAGACGCCUUCCCCAAACCCAGUGCGUCAUAAACACAUGGAGGGCAGGCACCCAGAUUAGUACCAGAGGGGUGGGCGGCGCAAAGCGAACGGCCCAUUUUGUCAAGGCGAGAUGCCGUAGCCUCACCGAGUUGAGAGGGGGGAGAAGGUUAUACGUGGGCAUUUCGGCGAUCGAUGGAUUGAGAAUCUGGGAACCAGCAAGUGGGGCUCUGGGUCCCUCCCGAAUGGGCCCGAAGAAAAGCCCUUUCCCUCCAUUGCAGGGAGAGAAGGACUUCGAAAUAGGAAGCCAGAACAGCGGCACCAGUGACAUUAGUAAUAGAUAA
Coprinopsis cinerea okayama7#130 is the source of this 1200-nucleotide messenger RNA. RefSeq lists its product as hypothetical. The coding region runs from base 1 to 1200 and encodes 399 amino acids. The transcript has 14 exons. NCBI's taxonomy places the organism in Eukaryota, Fungi, Basidiomycota, Agaricomycetes, Agaricales, Psathyrellaceae. The record is from RefSeq and is a predicted model, not a curated record.